GAAAUCAUAAUUCUUCUUCUAAAAAAUAUUCUUCUUUUCUCUGCUAUUGUUUUACAAAGACGAUCGUCUAGCACGAGAGACCGUGAAAUUGAUGAUCCAUAUAUAUCGCCGACCUGUACCAACGCCAAUAUCUCGGAUGCAUCUUCUAUUUCUUCUCUAUCGUCGUCGAAAGCUCUCACUGAGGAUUCAUCGGGAUUUGAGCUUCAACAAAACCCACAAUGGUUUCGUAUCCUGCUACCACAUAGACGAUUUCCCUGGCUGUAGAAGCCAACGGCUCCGAGGCUAUUUCGAUAUCGUAUCAGGAUUGGGCUGGAUCUUCCUAGACCUCACAGCCACAACGCUUGCCAUAGGGUCCCAAAUCAAAAGCUUCGUCAGAUCUACUCGCAACCACGCUCACAAAAAAAGUCAUCAAAAAUCAAAACCCAAAACAAAGAGAUCUAUGGAAUUCUACAUGAUUCGUUACAGGUUUGAGUUGAAAUCAAGAAUAGCUACUCUUUUACUUUGAUUUUACAUGUCUCUCGUUUAAUCUUCCUCUCAAUCGAUCUAUUUGGAGACAUUUCUACUUCUAUCUAUGUUUUGAUUCAUACGGUUUAGUCUUCCUCCUAUGUAUCCCUCAAACAUAUUUUUACGAAUCUUAAUUUGAUUGUUGUUAUUUGA
Messenger RNA from Arabidopsis lyrata subsp. lyrata, 657 nucleotides. RefSeq lists its product as uncharacterized. The coding region runs from base 92 to 505 and encodes 137 amino acids. The transcript is spliced from 3 exons. NCBI's taxonomy places the organism in Eukaryota, Viridiplantae, Streptophyta, Magnoliopsida, Brassicales, Brassicaceae. The record is from RefSeq and is a predicted model, not a curated record.